This is a messenger RNA of Impatiens glandulifera, 901 nucleotides long. RefSeq lists its product as uncharacterized. The coding region runs from base 64 to 870 and encodes 268 amino acids. The transcript has 4 exons. The record is from RefSeq and is a predicted model, not a curated record. Lineage: Eukaryota; Viridiplantae; Streptophyta; Magnoliopsida; Ericales; Balsaminaceae.
GUUCAUUAUUGACCUGUAUCAGACGGCCGGGCGGACAGGCAGGUAGGCAAGCUAACGCGAAUAAUGCCGGGACCGGGUCCGCACAUGAUGUACGCACUGGCCACCGGCCAAGCUCUGUCAAGAGUAUCAACCGGCCGGUUUAGUCCGCACCACUGCCUUGUAUACGCCGUCAACGCCUUCUUCGGCCCCGAUCUAGGAUCUUUCUCCGAGUGGUUAUCUUCCACCCUAGGCUUCGGCAAGCACUUCGCUUCAUUGGUCGAACAUUUCAUCCACGAUCCCUUCUUCUUUAUCUUGAUCCUUGGCUUCCCUUUAUCCCUUUUCUAUGCCCGCCUCUCCAAAUUUCUUCUCCAAAAAGGGUUUCUUGAUUCCUUCUCUCCGGCGCCGCUUACAAGGAAACAGUGCUUAUUUCUGAUAUCGGCUGGUUCUUUAUCUCACUUUUUUCUAGAUCACUUGUUUGAGGAAAAUGGUCAUUCUACAAUGUAUACUUGGAUAUUGAGUACUGGCUGGUGGAAUGGAACUGCCCAAAUCAACCCUGAUGCAGUUAUGGUCGUAGGUCUAUUAUGCACCUGCUUGAUCUGUGGUUUCAUAUACAUCAACAGGGUGAGAUUGGGUCAAUCGAUUUAUUUGAAACAAUCAAAUGAGAGUUUUCGUUUGAUUGGGAUAGUAGCAAGUCUCUAUUGCUUGUGGUGUGCAAGCCAGAUUUACUUAGCGAAACCUCGUCGGCCUGCUGUGGGAGAAGAAGCCGAUCUUGGGGUGAUAGUGUUUUUGGCUAUUUACUUUUUUCUACCUCAUGGGUUGUGUAUUGCAUCCAUGAAUACUACUUCAAAAGAUUAUUAUUCUAAUGUCACAGAACAGAUCAUCCCUCUUUAAGUAAUUUUACUUCAAUCUUUACUUGUUGGCA